Messenger RNA from Malania oleifera, 2779 nucleotides. Its product is annotated as probable serine/threonine-protein kinase WNK3. Gene Ontology annotation, molecular function: protein serine/threonine kinase activity; ATP binding. The record is from RefSeq and is a predicted model, not a curated record. Gene Ontology annotation, cellular component: cytoplasm. Gene Ontology annotation, biological process: intracellular signal transduction; protein phosphorylation. The transcript is spliced from 8 exons. The coding region runs from base 380 to 2491 and encodes 703 amino acids. NCBI's taxonomy places the organism in Eukaryota, Viridiplantae, Streptophyta, Magnoliopsida, Santalales, Ximeniaceae.
GAACUAUGCAUAUAUGAAGAAACGCUGUGAGGUAAAACGGCCGUCAGUCAUAUAUAGUCUACACUGCUGCCGGUCUAUUUGCUGAUUUGCAGGGCCGACGUCAGCCUCUCUCUAUUCUCAUUCCUUCCCAAAUUCCUCUCUCUCUCUCUGCUUCAUUUAUUUCCUCAUUUAUUCGAGUUUUGAAACUCCAUGUACGAUAAUACUUGACUCUGGAAAUUGGCUUGUUUUGUGGUUUGUUGUAUUAAUUGUGAUUUGAAGUGAACCCAGAGCGCUGGGAGGGAGAGAAUUUGGUGGGUUGGCUUGUGUUGGAAUUUGGUCUGGGUGACUGGGUCUGCGGUGAAUUGGGGUUUUCAUUUCGUGAAUUUCGCGCGGGUCAAGAAUGCCCCAGGAUUCUUCGUCUGAACAAGAGCCGGAAGAUUCUGAUGCUGAGUUCGUACAGCUUGAUCCCACUGGUCGAUACGGUCGGUAUAAAGAGGUUCUUGGAAAAGGGGCUUUCAAAAAAGUAUAUAAAGCAUUUGAUGAAUUGGAAGGAAUUGAGGUGGCUUGGAAUCAGGUCAGGGUGGCUGAUCUCUUGCGAAAUUCUGAAGAUUUGGAACGUCUCUAUUCAGAAGUUCAUUUGCUCAAGACUCUUAAGCACAAGAACAUUAUCAAAUUUUACAACUCCUGGGUUGACACCAAACAUGAGCAUAUCAAUUUUAUCACUGAGAUUUUCACUUCGGGGACAUUGCGGCAGUAUCGUAAGAAACAUAAACAUGUUGAUUUGAGAGCAUUAAAGAAAUGGUCUAGGCAGAUCCUGGAGGGUCUAUCCUAUCUUCAUAGUCAUGACCCGCCAGUUAUUCAUCGAGAUCUGAAGUGUGAUAACAUUUUUGUGAAUGGUAACCAAGGAGAGGUGAAAAUCGGUGACUUGGGAUUUGCGGCCAUUCUUUGCAAAGCUCGUUCAGCUCACAGUGUUAUUGGUGAGUACUCUCUCUCUCUCUCUGGCUGUUGCGUGCACUCACAUACGCGUGCACACAUGCAUGUAUUCACACACGCACAAAAUUCUUUUGGAUGGGGGCUGCCAUGCUGGUGUUGGAAGUGUGUCAAUGUACUUGUCAUUGUCAAUUCAGGUACUCCAGAGUUCAUGGCACCAGAGCUUUAUGAGGAGGAAUACAAUGAGCUUGUUGACAUUUAUGCAUUUGGCAUGUGCUUACUGGAGUUGGUGACGUUUGAGUACCCAUAUGUUGAAUGCACCAAUGCUGCUCAAAUAUACAAGAAAGUAACAUCAGGAGUCAAGCCAGCAUCACUGGCAAAAGUAACUGAUUCUGGAGUCAGAGUAUUUAUAGAGAAAUGUAUUGCACACGUCUCCAAAAGAUUGCCUGCUAAGGAACUUUUAAUGGAUCCUUUUCUCCGAUCAGAUGAUGAAAGCGAAAGUGUGGGUCAAACAUUGCGAUCAAUACCACAUCAUUCAGAUGAUGAAGAACAACGGUUCAAUAUUGUAAAAAAAAGUGCAAAGGCUUCCCAACGUGAUGCAAGUCGAGACUUCACGGUGGAAGGUCAGAGGAAAGACCUAAUUACAAUAUUCCUAAAAUUACGAAUAGCAGAUGCCACAGGUCAUUUUCGCAACAUACACUUUCCAUUUGAUAUUGAGGCUGAUACAGCAAUUGCUGUUGCCAGUGAAAUGGUUGAGGAAUUGGAUCUUACAGAUCAAGAUGUUUCAGCCAUUGCUGCAAUGAUUGACUCUGAAAUUCGGUCUCAUAUUCCUGACUGGACAAUUGGAGAAACUUCAGGAGAUAAUUUUGAUCAAGAAGUUGCAAGCCCUGAUACUUAUGCCUCUGAAACAAAGGAUGGUGCUGCUACAUCGACUUCUUUGUCACCUGGUAGUCUUGUUCUGGAUCGAAUGUCCUCAGGUAGGAAGUACUGGUCUGACUCACCCAAGGGGGUUGGAGGAAACUCUCUGGUAAAGCCUGGUCCUGCAAACUUAUAUUCUCAGUCAGAGCUGGUAAAAUUUGGAGAUAUAUUGGCUAAAGAUGGUGAAUCUUUUUGUGAGAACAUCUGGGAUGCAGAUACUCCCAAUAAAAUUGCUUCAUUGGAACAAGCGGAGGAUGCCUACAUUCUCAAAUUUGAUGUCGAGAGGAAAAAUGAAACUAGUGUGCUUGCAGAUUCACAAUUAGUUGAUAGAAGCAGUGCAGCUGCUGCUCUACCUGCAGCCAAUGUGUCUCAUUCAGUGGGAGGGCAGAGUAAAAAUUUAAGGAAGCCUGAAUCUGAAGAUGUCAGAACCAUUGAGGAGAAACUUAAACAUCUGUUGUUCAAGCAAGAAAAGGAGGUAGAUGAACUGAAGAGGAGGCAUGAACUGGCCAUAUCUGAUCUUUUGAAGGAAUUACCUUCGAAGCUCCAUCAGGAACUUCUUCAGAGAUGCAACCUGGGGAUUGCUGGUUCGCCAUUAAACGGUAAUGCAGGUCAUUCUUGUUUUGGAAAGUCAGGGAUCCAAUUGAUAUGCUGUGUAAUGCUAUAGGAACAGCCUAAAAAUGUCUUGCGAAGAAAUUUUGAGCAACUAUACCUUUGCUUCUACAGAAUGUAAAUGUCAUUAUGGAACAUGAGGCAAUACAGGGAAGAUGAAUGGUGAUUUUCAAUUGCCCAGGUGCUUGUGGUUUUGUUUCUUAGAUAGAAUAUGAUAGAAUAUGAUGAUUUCAGAAUGAAUCCGAAUAAUAGUGGAUUACCUUAGACUUCUUUUUUGUAUUAUUUCUAAUACCUGAAUUUAUGUCAUUGCUUCUUGACGAGAGAAGUAGGUUCAAAUGUAUCA